AUGAAUCCAAUGGUGAGAAGGCUUCUUAAUGCCUCCAGUGGCGGAUCUUUACCCGAUAAAACUCCAACUGAAAUCUGCAACCUAAUCAAGAACAUGGCUGAAGAUUUUAAACAUUUAAGCCAUGAUGAAGAAUGGUACACAAAUGUACCACGAGGCGUAAAGGAAGUCCAAACUCCUCAAAUUGAAGAUCAAUUGUACGAGCUGACGAAAUUUGUAAUGAUGUUGGCUAAAGACAAGGGUGUGAAACCCACACCCCGCCCUUGCGGUAUUUGUAGUCAAGUGGGGCAUCCAACCAACAUGUGCCCUCAACUUCAAGAGGAGGGUUAUGAAGAAGCAAAAGCCAUGGGAGGCUAUUCCACAUCAAAUCGAGGAUAUGAUCAGCCACGAGGUGACCGAAGAUGGAACAACAAUAAAGGUUGGGGAGGAAAUCAACCGGGAAGUUAUCAAACAAGUCAACCACAUCAAUACCAACAAAGACCACCUUUUACACCACAAAACUUUCAGCCAAGGCAGCCACAACACCCUCCUCAACAAGCGGGUUCAUCAAGAAAGUUGCCUGCCCAAACUGAAACGAACCCAAGGCACAACGUGUGUGCCAUCACAUUGAGAGGCACGAAGAGCUACAAUGAUCCAAAAGUGUCGGUUGAUCAAGAGGAAGAAGAAAUAGUGGUCGAAGAGGAAACCAAAGAAGAGAAGAAGAAGGAUAAAACAACCAAAAAGAAGUCCUUCAUCACUGAAUCUAAAGCCACACCUGAUCCAUUUCCCGAAAGUUUAAAGAUCACGAAGAAAGAAUAG
Lactuca sativa (garden lettuce) is the source of this 795-nucleotide messenger RNA. Lineage: Eukaryota; Viridiplantae; Streptophyta; Magnoliopsida; Asterales; Asteraceae. The record is from RefSeq and is a predicted model, not a curated record.